UUCUCAGACCCCAUUCCAUUAAUCUUUUUCUAAGGUCACAAAAAGAAGUUGGUUUUUUCAUUCUGUUAUUUCAAGAUUGGCUCAAAUUCUCAUGCUUUUCUGUUCUUGACAAAUGGAAUCAUUUUUAUGGGCCUUUGUUUAAAGUGGUUUUUCGUUUGAAAGCACAAAUUCUUUAUUAUCAAGAAGAAGAAAAAAUUCAUUUUUGUGACUUUUGGGUACUUGGGGUUUUGAGAUAAUUCUUUUUGGUGAUUUGGGUAUCUUUCUUUUUCCUUAUUGGUUGUUUGUUUCAGCAGAUGAGGGCUGGUUACAGUCUGAACCAACAUAUUUUUGAGUGAUUUUGGGAAAAGAUUGAAUCUUGUUAUUGUUUGUAGCUUGGUAGUGGAGUGUAAUUGCUGUAAGUAUUGUGGAGGUGAAUUGUAGAGUAAAAAGAAGCAGUUUUUACUGCACCUAGGGGAUCUUGAUUUGAAAAAAAAAAAAUCAAUUUUAGAGCAAGUAUUGUUGAGGUUUUGAUACUAUAUAGUGAAUGUUGUAAAUUUAGUUAGCUUGUGGUGGUUUGUUUGACAAAGAGUUUGAAAUUUGCAGCUAAGUUCUACUUUGGACAUAAAGCCAAAGUCUUGAGUACUGUGGAGAAAGAUUGAAUCUUGUUUUUGUUUUCAAAAUCUUUGGUUUUUAACUUGGAUAGUAGAGUGUAAUUUGAUGUAAGUAUUGUGGAGGUGAAUUGUUGUGAAUGCAAAUUGUAGAAUAAGAGGAAGUGAUUUUCUGCGUACACUCUAUCCUCCGCAGACCCCUCUUGUGGGAACGCACUAGGUUUGUUGUUGUUGUUAUUGUUAUUAGGGAUCUUGAUUUGGAAAUAUCAAUUAUAGAGCAAGUAGUAGAGUUCUUGGACUGUUGUCAUAUCAAUGAUAUUUGCAGAUAUUGAUAGUACUGUAUAGUGAAUGGUGUAAAUUUUAGUUAGUUUUUGGUGGUGGUGAGAAUUGGAGAUGUCAAUUGUUUCACCCCCUCCAAGUUCUUCUACACCAUUUGCAGCUCCACCAACUGCUUUGAAUUCUCCAGCACCUAUAUCUCAGCCCAAUGAAAACUCAUCUUCGAUUGCAUCUCCACAAUCUACUCCUCUUGUAGCAACAUCACCACUGCCACAAUCCCCUCCUCCUCCAACAAAUAUAACAUUGCCUCCUCCAGCCUCAUCUCCACAACCACAACCACCAAUUUCUACUCCAACACCUCCUGCAAAAUCUGCUCCUCCAAUUAUUAAUCCUCCACCUACACCGUCUGGUCCGCCUGCUAGCAGCUUAACACCACCUCCAUCUUCUAGUCCACCUGUUAGUUCGCCAGAACCUCCAUCAUCCAGCAUAACAAGUAGUCCACCACCAUUACCACCUCGACCAGAACCAACUCGUCCUGCAAGUUCACCUACACCUCCAUCGACGCGUCCCCCUUCAUUGUCGCCUCCUCAUUCAUCAACACGCCCCCCUGCAUUGUCACCUCCACCACCUGUGCAAAAUCCAAGAACUCCUCCAGCACCACGAUCACCGGGGAAUCCAUCUCCCGAACCUCCUAAAAGGUCACCACCAUCAUCCAAGCCACCUGCGAAUGCACCUCCAUCCAAGCCACCACGAAAUACUCCAGAUUCCCCAGCCUUAGUCCCUCCCAAAAAUUCACCCCCUUCACCAGCUGCAUUACCUCCUAUUAAUUCAGCAUCUUCUAGUUCACCCCCUACAAACUCAUCUCUACCAACACCUACAGCACAAUCAUCACCACCUCAAUCCACCAAUGGUGCACAACCUUCUCGUACUCCUCCUUCACCAUCAUUUCCUUCAGGCAACACUACUACAUCCAGUAACAGUUCAGCAGUAAAAUCAAAGGAUAUAGGGGAUGGAGCCAUUGGUACUGGAGGGUCCGUUGCAAUUGGCAUCAUACUUGUGUUUCUGUUGCUUGGUAUUGUUGGAGCAGCGGGAUGGUGCAUAUGGAAGCGAAAGAAAAAAGAUUCAGGCCUGAGUGGUGGUUAUAUCUUGCCAACAACUCUGAUCUCCUUUCCAAAAUCAGGUUCUGCCUCGUUAAAGUUUCGAGAAUCAAAACCUGAGAUUGGAAAUGGAGCUGGCUCCAAUAUUGCGAACACGACAGGAAACACUGGUGGAUUAGGUCAUUCAAAGCCAUGGUUUACUUAUCAAGAACUACUUGAAGCUACUAAUGAAUUUUCAGAGCAUAAUCUAUUGGGCGAAGGUGGAUUUGGUUCCGUGUACAAGGGAUGCCUAGCAAAUGGGAGAGAUGUAGCAGUAAAGAAGCUUAAUAUUUAUGGGAGCCAGGGGGAACGUGAAUUCAGAGCUGAAGUUGAAAUCAUUAGUCGAAUACAUCAUCGACACUUGGUUUCACUUGUAGGUUAUUGCAUUUAUGAGAACGGAAGGCUCCUUGUAUAUGACUAUGUCCCCAACGACACCCUUUACUUCCAUCUCCAUGAGCAGGGAAGAACUGUUAUGGAUUGGGCAACACGUGUUAAGAUUGCUGUUGGUGCAUCCCGCGGAAUAGCUUAUCUGCAUGAAGAUUGCUGUCCUCGCAUCAUUCACAGAGAUAUUAAGUCACCUAACAUUCUUUUGGAUAACAACUUUGAUGCUCGGGUUGCUGAUUUUGGAUUAGCUAAAUUAGCUCAGGAUGCAAAAAGCCAUGUUACAACACGUGUAAUGGGUACGUUUGGAUACAUGGCCCCUGAAUAUGCAUCCAGUGGAAAGCUGACUGAAAAAUCCGAUGUAUUUUCCUUUGGAGUUGUGCUUCUGGAGCUAAUUACUGGACGGAAGUCUGUGGAUGCAUCUCAGCCUUUGGGGGAGGAAAGUCUAGUUGAGUGGGCUCGACCUUUGCUUGGUAAUGCACUUGAAAAAGAGGAAUUUGAUCAGUUGACAGAUCCUCGCCUUGGGAAUAAUUACAUUGACAGUGAGAUGUUUCGAAUGAUUGAGAUUGCUGCAGCUUGUGUGCGUCACUCAGCUGCAAAGAGACCAGGGAUGGGACAGAUCAUGAGAGCUUUUGAUAGUAUGCUAAUGUCUGAUUUGACAAAUGGGAUGAAAGUUGGUGAAAGUGCAAUAUAUAACUCUGCUGAGCAAUCUGCACAGAUAAGAUUGUUUCGAAGGAUGGCAUUUCCUAGUCAAGAUGUUAAUUCAGAUUUUUCGAGUCAAAGCACCAAUUAUAGUAGAGAGUUGUCUGAACAUGUUUAGAUAAAACAUCUGUUAAUAUAUCAAAGGCUGCUUUAGCUGAGAGGUACACUGAUUAAGUUUUGUAAAGUAGAUCUCUUUUUAGCUUGACAUACAUGUAGUUUCUGCAAUUUGACAGCAAUUUUUUCUGUAAGUAACUGGUACAGCUAAUUAAGAGUUCAUUCAUUUCCUUUCUUGUUCAAGAAGGUCACAAUGCAAGUCUUGAUGAAAUGUA
Solanum stenotomum is the source of this 3411-nucleotide messenger RNA. RefSeq names its product proline-rich receptor-like protein kinase PERK9. Gene Ontology annotation, molecular function: ATP binding; protein kinase activity. Lineage: Eukaryota; Viridiplantae; Streptophyta; Magnoliopsida; Solanales; Solanaceae. Gene Ontology annotation, biological process: protein phosphorylation. Bases 981 to 3200 code for a protein of 739 amino acids. The transcript is spliced from 8 exons. The record is from RefSeq and is a predicted model, not a curated record.